AUGAGCGGCAAGUUCAUGCCUAAGACACCAGUUCAAUUGGAUCCACCCAAAGAUGACCCAAUAUCGAAGGAAGAAUUGAAGAAAUGUGACGGGGUCCAAUCUGAUAAAAUUUUCAUUGGCAUCAAAGGUACGGUGUUUGAUGUUUCUCUCAAUCAGAAUGCCUACGGAGUGGGAAAAGGCUACCAUGCCUUGGUUGGCAGGGAUGCUUCAAGGGCACUUGGAAAAUCAAGCUUGAAACCCGUGGAUACAGACUACGCUGUUUCAGCCGACUAUUCUGUGCUGAAUGAGAAAGAACUGAAGGUCUUGGAUGACUGGUUCACGUUUUUUAGCAACAGAUAUAACGUGGUGGGGAAAGUGGUGGACUGA
Messenger RNA from Kuraishia capsulata CBS 1993, 366 nucleotides. RefSeq lists its product as uncharacterized. The record is from RefSeq and is a predicted model, not a curated record. The transcript is spliced from 3 exons. Bases 1 to 366 code for a protein of 121 amino acids. NCBI's taxonomy places the organism in Eukaryota, Fungi, Ascomycota, Pichiomycetes, Pichiales, Pichiaceae. Gene Ontology annotation, cellular component: membrane; endomembrane system.